Messenger RNA from Mangifera indica (mango), 436 nucleotides. RefSeq names its product small acidic protein 1. The coding region runs from base 120 to 308 and encodes 62 amino acids. The transcript has a single exon. NCBI's taxonomy places the organism in Eukaryota, Viridiplantae, Streptophyta, Magnoliopsida, Sapindales, Anacardiaceae. The record is from RefSeq and is a predicted model, not a curated record.
UCAUGGUCUUAUGAUGCUGUCAGUCCAUAUGAUGCGUCCUCGCAUUGAUUCCCAUCUAUUCUAGUAAUUUCUCCCCUCCACUCCUUUUGUGAAGAGAAAGAGAGUCUUGUGAAGAGACAAUGAGGCCGAUGCAGAUGGAGUACUUCGGCGACAUGGAUGAUCAAGGAUCGACAGUUGCGAUGGACGUGGACGACGUAGAUCCACUCGAUAUAUUCGGAGAAGGCGUCAUCUCCAUGGAAAGCAAGCUCGUGGACGCCGACUUCUUCAAUAAGUUUGAGGACGAUUUCGAUGACACCGACAUCAACUAAUUCUACUCCGCUAAAAUGGCAUCGUUUUCGAUCACUGAGUUAGGGUUUUCUUUUUGUUUCCUAUGUGAAAACUGCCGUGUAUCAUAAUGGGAAUGAAUAUUGAGUUGAGCUAAGAUUUUUGGGGUGAA